Molecule: messenger RNA, 550 nt
Organism: Halteromyces radiatus
Lineage: Eukaryota; Fungi; Mucoromycota; Mucoromycetes; Mucorales; Cunninghamellaceae
Product: endoribonuclease L-PSP
Exons: 2
Coding region: 95-487 (130 amino acids)
Cellular component (GO): mitochondrion; cytosol
Molecular function (GO): deaminase activity
Source: RefSeq, a predicted model, not a curated record
AAAUGAACAUUUUCUUAUAUAAAUAUGGAAUUUUUUUUUUUUAAUCUUUCAUCUUUCUUUUUUCUAUUAUUUUAUAAGAAUCAUCAUCAUCAAAAUGUCUGCUAUUAAAGAAGCUGUUAGUUCUACCAAGACUGCUCCUAUUGGUGCUCCUUAUAGUCAAGCUAUUAAAUUCAAUGGUUUAAUCUUCUUAUCUGGUACUUGUCCUGUGGAUCCUCAAGGUAAUCAUGUUGGUAUUGCUGAAAAGGAUGUUACCAAACAAACACAUCAAGUACUUCAAAACAUUCAAGGUUUACUUGAAGAUUGUGGUUCUUCUAUGGCCAAGGUACUUAAGGUUAACGUAUUUAUCAAGGAUAUGGGUGAUUUCAAGGCUAUUAAUGAUGUUUAUGCUACUUAUUUCCCUGAUCCUAAGCCAACUCGUACUUGUGUUGAAGUGGCUCGUUUACCUUUGGAUUGUUUAGUUGAAAUUGAAUGUAUUGCUGCUCAAUAGAUAGAUUAGAUUGAAAUAUAUAUAAUAUAAAAAUAAAAGAAACUAGGUUUGGUUGUAUAUUGU